CUGAUUAAGACCUGACGCCUAACAGUAAUUUCCUUUCUUCUUCUUUACCUCAUCAUCUUUUUCCUUUUCCGUCCUCCACCAUUUUUCCAAAUCGAUCAAACCUUACUCCAACCAAUAACCGAAUCAUCUCCCACAAAUUUCAGAUCUACCGAACCAAAUGUUCGUCCAUUUUUUCCCUCAGUAAUCCAAUUUUAGGGCAUUAUAAUUAAUACCAUUUGGUAAUGGCGAAGUGGCUUAAAGCUGCCGAAGAUUUAUUAGAAGUUGUAGAUCGACGGGCAAAGCUGGUGGUUAGUGACUAUGACCAGCAACCGGAAUCAAACUCACCAGGCAACUUAUUAGCAUCCAAUGGGGAAGAGUUGAAGUCCAAGAAAACUAAACGGAAGGAGAAGGCUCAGUCAAGGCUCCAGGCUAAUGAACCUCCAAAAACAAGUUCCGUUGAGCCGGGUCAAGGUACCACACAGCCAUCCCCAGAUAAUGCUAAACCUGAUACGUUGGAAGUUACUGUAUCUUCCGAAAAUGAUGGUGCUGUUUCCAGCAAUUCCCCUGGCAAAACUAGCAAAGAGAUACAGCCAGAUUCAAAUGAAGAGGGCACUAUAUUGAGUGGUACUUUACCUGAGGCAACCCCGAGUGAUGUGGAUAAACCUGAUACUCUUACUGCAUCGGAAAUUUCUUCUACCAUUAAUGAUUUAGUAGCUUCUAGUUCAUCAGUAAAUGGUGAGAGUAAUAUUGAAAAUACAUCAGAGGGACAUAAAGAAUUGCCUUCAGUUUCGGUGGGAGAAGGAGAUGAUGUCAUUGAUAAAGAACAUUCUGUUGAUGCCGAACAAAUCACUAAACCAGGAGUUGAGGAUAUUCCUUCAAAAGUUGGUUUAGAGAGAUCUGAACUGGAAAAUGUGGGAACACAUACUAACAAUGAUGCUCCAUCAGAAGAUGUAGAUCGAAAGGACCAAACUUCUUUAGAAGUUAAGAUGCAACAGGAAGAUAAAUGUGAUGUUUCUCCAGCUAGAGUGCAAGACCAACUUGAUGAGGCUCAAGGACUGCUCAAAACUGCAAAAUCUACUGGUCAAUCUAAAGAAGCCAGGUUAGCUAGGGUUUGUGCUGGACUUUCAUCCCGCCUUCAAGAAUACAAAUCUGAAAAUAAGCAGCUGGAAGAGCUUCUUGUGUCAGAGAGAGAAAGGAGACAGUCAUAUGAGGCUCGUGUUAAGCAACUACAGCAAGAGUUAUCUGCAUCCAAGAUUGAAGUGUCUAGAGUUGAAUCCAAUAUGAGUGACGCUUUGGCUGCAAAGAAUUCAGAAAUUGAAAACCUUGUCAAUUCAAUGGAUUCGCUAAAGAAACAGGCUGCUACAUCCGAAGGAAAGCUUGGCUCUCUUCAGGCAAAUAUGGAGUCUAUUAUGAGAAAUCGGGAGCUGACAGAAACACGAAUGAUGCAGGCUCUACGGGAAGAGCUGGCUUCUGUAGAACGCAGGGCAGAAGAAGAACAUGCAGCACACAAUGCUACCAAAAUGGCAGCUAUGGAACGGGAGGUGGAGUUAGAACAUCGAGCUCUUGAAGCAUCAACAGCCCUUGCUAGAAUCCAGAGAACAGCUGAUGAGCGGGCAUCAAGGGCAGCAGAUCUAGAGCAAAAGUUGGCAGUAGUUGAGGCUGAAUGUGCAUCAUUGACUCAAGAGUUGCAAGAUAUGGAAGCUCGUGUUCGCCGCGGCCAAAAGAGGUCUCCUGACGAAGCAAGUCAAGCACUUCAGAUGCAGGCAUGGCAGGAAGAAGUGGAGCGUGCACGCCAAGGUCAAAGAGAUGCAGAAAGCAAGCUUUCUUCUUUGGAGGCUGAAAUGCAGAAGAUGAGGGUGGAAAUGGCAGGCAUGAAAAGGGAUGCUGAGCAUUAUUCACGGCAGGAACACAUGGAGCUAGAAAAGCGCUAUCGCGAGUUAACAGAUUUAUUGUACUACAAGCAAACUCAAUUAGAGACAAUGGCCAGUGAAAAGGCUGCAACUGAGUUCCAAUUGGAGAAAGAGGCUAAGCGAUUUCAAGAAGCACAGGUAGAAGCAGAAAGAAGUAAGGUCCCCCGCAGGGCAUCAACAUCUUGGGAAGAAGAUACGGAUUUGAAAACCCUUGUGCCUCUACCCUUGUAUCAUCGGCAUAUGGCUGGCGCUAGUUUACAGUUACAAAAAGCAGUAAAGCUUAUAGAUUCAGGAGCAGUUAGAGCCACUCGAUUUCUCUGGCGAUAUCCUGUUGCAAGAGUACUCCUACUCUUCUAUCUGGUGUUUGUUCAUCUCUUCUUAAUGUAUCUUUUACAUCGGCUUCAGGAACAAGCCGACAACUUUUCUGCCAGUGAAGUUGCAGCCUCGAUGGGACUAAAUUACCCAACUUUGCCUUGAGAUUAUAUAUAAUUGUUCUGUUCAUUAAAUUGUUCAUCUUUGUAGUUUUUCUUAACUAUUUUACUCACUGGAAACGUAAAAGAACGAAAUUCAUAUAUACCUGUAGAAAUACAUUUUUUUAUAGCGACUUGUUCUAUUGUUUUAUAUUUCUAA
Messenger RNA from Papaver somniferum (opium poppy), 2519 nucleotides. RefSeq names its product golgin candidate 1-like. Gene Ontology annotation, biological process: Golgi organization; retrograde transport, vesicle recycling within Golgi. The transcript is spliced from 21 exons. Bases 222 to 2366 code for a protein of 714 amino acids. The record is from RefSeq and is a predicted model, not a curated record. Gene Ontology annotation, cellular component: Golgi cisterna; Golgi membrane. NCBI's taxonomy places the organism in Eukaryota, Viridiplantae, Streptophyta, Magnoliopsida, Ranunculales, Papaveraceae.